Messenger RNA from Ceratitis capitata (Mediterranean fruit fly), 1394 nucleotides. Its product is annotated as protein tumorous imaginal discs, mitochondrial. The record is from RefSeq and is a predicted model, not a curated record. The coding region runs from base 26 to 1255 and encodes 409 amino acids. NCBI's taxonomy places the organism in Eukaryota, Metazoa, Arthropoda, Insecta, Diptera, Tephritidae. Gene Ontology annotation, biological process: mitochondrion organization; negative regulation of apoptotic process; protein folding. The transcript has 3 exons. Gene Ontology annotation, molecular function: heat shock protein binding. Gene Ontology annotation, cellular component: mitochondrion.
CAUACUAUUUCAAUCGUGAAUAGCCAUGAAUGUUAUAAAUUCAAUAAGUCGGGCAAUUUUACAAAAUUUUCUUAAACUAAAUAAAUUACAAUUGGCCACAGUUGCAUAUCAAUUUAAAGUACAACGACCAGUUUACUACCCGGAUAGACAAAAUGAAAUGCAGCGAUUUAGUGAACAACAACAACAAUCACAACUUGUCGCAGAAAUUCAAGAAAAGAAGAAGCUUCCAAGAGAUUAUUACUACAAAAUACUUGGCGUUAAACGGCUUGCCACAACCCAACAAAUAAAAGCAGCUUACUAUACAUUGGCAAAGCGAUUUCAUCCAGAUGCAGGGAACUCUACUCCACAUGAAUCUAAGCGUUUUCAAGACAUAUCAAAUGCGUAUCACAUCUUGACGGAUGAAGCCAAACGUUUGGAAUAUGACCAGUUAGGAGUAGUAAAGGACGAACAGUCAUUUCUGCAUAAAUUCUCAAAUGCUAACAGUAUACUUACCAAUCGUAAGGGGGAUACAAACUUGCCGACAACACGCGAAGAGUUAAUAAAAAUGACUUCAGGUGAAUCCAGAUUAGAGCUUUCAUUCUUAGAAGCAGCACAUGGAUUAAAGAAGAAUAUUGAUUUACGAUUUCUAAAGAAAUGCCCCGCUUGUAAUGGUAAAUCACCACAAUUGGUUAACCGCAGUAAGCCAGAACUUUGCAGAAAGUGUCAGGGUAUAGGAAAACUAACUAAAAAGACCGCCACUUAUACAAGUAUUCAAGCUUGCGAUCAAUGCCAUGGUAAGCGAUACAUCAAUCGUAAUGAAUGUGAAACCUGUGAGAAUCGCGGAGUUGUGCUCGAAACUGUCCGCAUUGUGGCUCAGGUCCCACCAGGUGUGAAGAACGGAGAAUUGGUACCUGUUGAUAACCCUAAGACAAAACAACGUGUUCACUACCGCGUGCAGGUUCAACCGAGCGAUGUUUUUCAACGUGUAGGUAAUAAUGUACUCUCUGACAAGUAUCUUACAAUAUCAGAGGCAGUAUUAGGUGGGACUUUUAAAGUACGUGGCAUCUACGAGGAAUUAGAAGUAAAGCUAGAGCCUGGCACUGAGAGCCAUUCCACAGUAACUUUAAAAGGGAAAGGAAUCCGAUCUCGCGACGGCACUGGAGAUCAUAUCAUAAAUUUCAAAAUACGUGUACCUCGUCAACUAAGUAUGAAACAACGUCAACUAAUAAUGGCGCUAGCCAAAACGGAAGAUCCCACAUUUCAACGAUCACUUUAGUGUAAGAAUAGGAUAAUGAACAGCAAUGUACAGAACGCAACACUGACACAAAAGGCUAUAAUUUGAUUAUAUUUUGGUAACCAGAAAAUUUUAAGUCUUGUUAAGAGCAAAUAUUCCAAUAGUUUUUGAAAAAUAUAUA